UAGGCCUCACCAGCCGAGGAGGGGUUGUCCCAAUCUCACCUAGACAAGAUACAGUUGGGCCAAUCUGCAGGACAGUAUCAGAUGCUGUUUAUGUGCUUGAUGCCAUUGUGGGUUUUGAUCCUUAUGAUGCUGUGGCAACUAGAAAAGCUUCAAAGUACAUCCCACAUGGUGGCUACGUACAAUUUCUCAAGGUUGACGGGCUAAGGGGAAAGAGGUUAGGGAUAACAAGCUAUCCCUUCUUUGGUUUCACUAACAACUCAGACAUCUCUCAAGCUUUUAAACUGCAUUUCAACACAUUAAGGCAAAGAGGUGCAAUUUUGGUAGACAUUCUGGACAUUCCCAACUUCGUUCCCAUCAUGAACUCCGUCUUCAAUGAUCAAGGCAUAGCAUUGCUAGCUGAGUUCAAGUUGUCUCUAAAUGCUUAUCUAAAAGACCUACUCACUUCUCCAGUGCGAUCAUUAGCAGAUGCAAUAGCCUUCAACAAGAAAUUUUCGGAUUUGGAAAAAAUUGGCGAAUAUGGGCAAGACUUGUUUUUGAAAGCAGAGAAAACAAAUGGGAUGGGUGAAUUGGAAAAGAAAGCGCUGCGAAAUUUAACGGAAGCAUCCAAGUAUGGACUCCAGAAGUUGAUGAAAGCUAACAUGUUGGAUGCACUGGUGACACCGAUGUCAUAUGAUUUCCUACAUGUUUCUGGAGUGCUCGCAAUUGGGGGCUUCCCAGGAAUUAGCGUUCCGGCUGGGUACGAUCACCAUGGGAGGCCUUUUGGUAUUUGUUUUGGAGGAUUAAAGGGUUUUGAGCCUAAACUCAUUGAAAUCGCGUAUAGUUUCGAGCAGGCCACGAAGAUUAGGAAGCAGCCUUUGUUUAGACCUUAAAUUUAAGAAUAAUACUAGGGGUCAUGAAAAAAAUUCAUGAAAUGUAUCAUGAAAUUUUUUCAUCCUUUGAUAAUUAGCUGAUGUAUUGUUGGUACCAGAAAUGGUUUUGGCGAACAACCAUAUUGUUGUUGUCCUUGCAGGACAUGUAAAAGUGAAUGCAGCACAAUAUUAAGUGCUUUGCCUACUAAAAAGAAUUGAGUAACAUAAGAUCUGCAGUUUCUAUCCGUCAAUAUGAACUGCCAAAAAAAGUUUGUUAACAAUUCAAAGUUUGGCCAAAGCUGAAUUUUGCAGGA
This is a messenger RNA of Camellia sinensis, 1162 nucleotides long. NCBI's taxonomy places the organism in Eukaryota, Viridiplantae, Streptophyta, Magnoliopsida, Ericales, Theaceae. The record is from RefSeq and is a predicted model, not a curated record.